Messenger RNA from Indicator indicator, 819 nucleotides. RefSeq names its product BEN domain containing 6 (gene BEND6). Gene Ontology annotation, cellular component: nucleus. NCBI's taxonomy places the organism in Eukaryota, Metazoa, Chordata, Aves, Piciformes, Indicatoridae. Gene Ontology annotation, biological process: negative regulation of Notch signaling pathway; positive regulation of neuron differentiation. The record is from RefSeq and is a predicted model, not a curated record. Gene Ontology annotation, molecular function: DNA binding; transcription corepressor activity.
AUGCAAAGGAUAUUACGGGUAGAUGAAAUUACAAAAAUAAAAGUCCUUGGAAAAGACAAGAGGAAGAGGAUAGAAAUGAUAUUCUCAGAAAGUGAGGACAGUGACCUGGAUAAGGAACAGAGAGAAUGAUAUUCAGGAGACAACUUUCUGUGCAGUGAAAGCAGCAGCGAUGACGAAGAGCCUUUAUUUCAACUCUCCAAGGUAGAGCUGUGUGCCAAAAUAAAAAGUCUCAAGAGGAAGCUGACAGAAACCAUGAGAGAAAACAGCCACCUAAGGCAGUCCCUGGUGAUGCUCCAAGUGUUGCCGCAGGCAGUCACCCACUUUGAGGAACUGGUAGGGACAGCUGAAGCACUGCAGGGGGGAGUGACAUCCUCUCCAUCCAGUCUGCGUUCACAUGCUGUGUGGAAAGCAUCUAACAACCCGUUAGCAGAUUCCUAUGCAGCUACGCAUAGCGACUCCUGCUCGCCGUUACCUUUGAACCUGGAAGAUGAGGAGCAAUAGACCAAAAAACAGUUCAAGAUUGAAAAGUGGCAGGUUGCACUUUGUAACAAGAGCAAACCUCAGAAGUUUAUAAAUGACUUGAUGCAAGCCCUUUAUACGCAUGAAUACAUGGCCACGCGCAGCCUGACGGGUGCCAAGUCCUCCUCUUCCAAGGACAAAGCAGCAAAACCAGAUAUGAAUCAGAACGAAAUGCAGGAAAUCACAGGAAUCACAAAACAGUUGUUCCCAAACACAGAUGAUGCUUUAAAUAGGUGAAUGAUGGGACAAAAACUGAACAACUGCACCAAGAAGCCAGUUCUAAGCAAAGAUAAUAACUGA